Molecule: messenger RNA, 354 nt
Organism: Didymodactylos carnosus
Lineage: Eukaryota; Metazoa; Rotifera; Eurotatoria; Philodinida; Philodinidae
Source: the annotation of a GenBank genome assembly
AUGUACGUCGCCCGUCCCCAGGGGGUUAAAUCAUAUAAAGAUGCAUUAGAUCAUCAAAUACGUUUACAAUUUUCUAAUAAUAAUAAAUUAGCAUUAAUUUAUAAUAAUAUUGGUUAUGUGUAUUUACAACAAGAACAUUUUGAAGAAUCAUUAGGCACCAUCUAUAUAUAUAUCGUGAUUGAAAAUUUAAAUGAAGCUGAGCAUUUACUAUUACGUGAAUUAAAAUCCAAUCGGCAACAUUUAAGAUCAAUUUAUUGUAAUGUACGACAAGUUUAUUAUGAACAACAAAAUUAUGAUACAGCUGUAAAAUUUUAUGACAGAAACAUAGUCUUAAAAUUACACAUGAUGCUUUAG